AUGUCCCGAUACGCAGAAGCUCAUUUGAAUCCUAGUGGCCCGGGAGACGCUCGUCCGACAGCCCUUCAGAUUAUCAAGGACGAAGGAGUAGAGGGCAAGCUAGCCGGGAAGGUUAUCGUCAUCACAGGCACUUCGUCUGGAAUAGGGAUCGAGACAGCUCGCGCUCUGUCUUUGACUGGAGCAAGACUAUUGUUGACAGCACGAGACCUGAACAAAGCCAAGACUGCUCUGGACAGGAUCCUCGAACCAGGGCGUAUUGAACUCAUUGAGAUGGACAAUACUUCCUUGAGCAGUGUGCGUGCUGCCGCGAAAGCCAUUCUCCAGAAGUCGAACAACCAAGUCAACGUCCUUGUCAACAACGCCGGUAUCAUGGCUCUGCCCAAGUUGGAGUACACGAAAGACGGCUUUGAAAUGCAGUUUGGAGUUAACCACCUCGCCCAUUUUCUGCUCUUUGAGCUCUUGAAACUAGCUCUCCUCGCUAGCACCACCGCUGAGUUCUCAUCUCGAGUUGUGAAUCUCUCUUCUUCUGCCCAUCACGUCGCCUCGAUUAAUGAAUCAGGCGACUACAAUUUUAAGAAAAUUGAAUAUAAUGACUGGGUUUCAUAUGGACAAUCAAAGACCGCCAACAUCUUCAUGACCAAUGAGAUCGAGCGGCGCUACGGAUCGCGAGGCCUUCACGCUAAUAGUGUGCAUCCUGGCAUGAUUGCGACGGCAUUGAUGCAGCAUAUGGACCCUGCUAUGGUCGAAACGUUGAAAACGGACGAAAAGGCCUACAAAAUGAUGAAGUCACCAGAGCAGGGCGCUGCAACGACGGUGUGGGCUGCGAUUGGGCAGGAAUGGGACAAGAAGGGUGGAGAAUAUCUUGCUGAGUGCGGCAAAACAACCCGUGGAAACAACAAUCACGAGAUCACUGGUGUAGGGUUUGCAGGGCAUGCUUAUGAUCCCGAGAAAGAGGCUCGGCUCUGGAAAGAUUCGUUGAAGAUGGUGGGGCUGACAGAUGAUCAGUAG
Molecule: messenger RNA, 1008 nt
Organism: Pseudogymnoascus verrucosus
Lineage: Eukaryota; Fungi; Ascomycota; Leotiomycetes; Thelebolales; Thelebolaceae
Exons: 1
Coding region: 1-1008 (335 amino acids)
Source: RefSeq, a predicted model, not a curated record